GCUGCCGGGAUCUCGCCGCCCGUUCCAUGAGGAGGAGGAGGCGGAGGAGGCGGCGGAGGCGGCGGCCCUGGGGGGGGGAAAGGCGGGGGGAGACAGAAAGGGGGUGGCGCGCGCGCCAUUUCUAGUCGUUUUCAAAGAGCCUCGCGCUCGUUCUCACGGGCCCCCAUCGCCGGCGCCCGCUUUGCCCUGCAGCAUAAUAAAAUGGCUAAUCAGGUGAAUGGUAAUGCGGUACAGUUAAAAGAAGAGGAAGAACCAAUGGACACUUCCAGUGUAACUCACACAGAGCACUACAAGACACUGAUAGAGGCAGGCCUCCCACAGAAGGUGGCAGAGAGACUUGAUGAAAUAUUUCAGACAGGGUUGGUAGCUUAUGUCGAUCUUGAUGAAAGAGCAAUUGAUGCUCUCAGAGAAUUUAAUGAAGAAGGCGCCCUCUCUGUGCUCCAACAGUUUAAGGAAAGUGACCUGUCUCAUGUACAGAACAAAAGUGCUUUUUUAUGUGGAGUUAUGAAGACCUACAGGCAAAGGGAGAAACAAGGGAGCAAGGUACAAGAAUCAACAAAGGGACCUGAUGAAGCAAAGAUUAAGGCUUUGCUGGAGAGGACUGGUUACACACUAGAUGUAACCACAGGACAGAGAAAAUAUGGUGGUCCUCCUCCAGAUAGCGUGUACUCUGGUGUACAACCUGGCAUUGGGACAGAGGUUUUUGUAGGUAAGAUACCAAGAGAUUUAUAUGAAGAUGAGUUGGUACCACUGUUUGAAAAGGCUGGUCCCAUUUGGGACUUACGCCUUAUGAUGGAUCCUCUGUCUGGUCAGAAUAGAGGGUAUGCAUUCAUCACCUUCUGUGGAAAGGAUGCUGCACAGGAAGCUGUCAAGCUGUGUGACAGCUAUGAAAUCCGUCCUGGUAAACACCUUGGAGUGUGCAUCUCGGUGGCAAACAACAGGCUGUUUGUUGGAUCGAUUCCAAAGAAUAAAACCAAGGAAAACAUAUUGGAAGAAUUCAGCAAAGUCACAGGUUUAACAGAGGGUUUGGUGGACGUUAUUCUCUAUCAUCAACCCGAUGACAAAAAGAAGAAUCGGGGGUUCUGCUUCCUUGAGUAUGAAGACCACAAGUCUGCAGCACAAGCCCGACGCAGGCUUAUGAGUGGGAAAGUCAAAGUCUGGGGCAAUGUUGUGACCGUGGAGUGGGCCGACCCUGUGGAAGAACCAGAUCCGGAGGUGAUGGCCAAGGUGAAAGUUUUAUUUGUGAGAAACUUGGCCACCACAGUGACAGAGGAAAUUUUGGAGAAAUCCUUUUCCGAAUUUGGAAAACUAGAAAGGGUGAAGAAGCUAAAAGAUUAUGCAUUUGUUCACUUUGAAGACCGGGGAGCAGCAGUUAAGGCCAUGGAUGAGAUGAAUGGGAAAGAAAUAGAAGGGGAAGAAAUUGAGAUAGUGUUAGCCAAGCCUCCAGACAAGAAGAGAAAAGAACGCCAGGCUGCAAGACAGGCCUCCAGAAGCACCGCGUAUGAAGAUUACUACUACCAUCCCCCACCUCGUAUGCCACCUCCUCUGAGAGGCCGAGGGCGCGGUGGGGGAAGAGGCGGUUAUGGCUACCCCCCAGAUUACUAUGGCUAUGAAGAUUAUUACGAUGACUACUAUGGCUAUGACUAUCAUGACUAUCGUGGAGGCUAUGAAGACCCCUACUAUGGCUACGAUGAUGGCUAUGCAGUAAGAGGAAGAGGAGGAGGAAGGGGUGGGCGCGGUGCUCCGCCACCACCACGGGGGCGAGGAGCACCACCUCCACGAGGUAGAGCUGGCUAUUCACAGAGGGGGGCACCUUUGGGACCGCCGAGAGGAGCUCGGGGCGGGAGAGGGGGCCCUGCACAGCCGCAGAGAGGCCGUGGUUCACGUGGAGCUCGGGGUAACCGUGGGGGCAACGUAGGAGGCAAGAGAAAGGCCGAUGGGUACAACCAGCCUGAUUCCAAGCGCCGUCAGACCAACAGCCAGCAGAACUGGGGCUCCCAGCCCAUCGCCCAGCAGCCGCUUCAGCAGGGUGGCGACUAUUCCGGUAACUAUGGCUACAAUAAUGACAACCAGGAGUUUUAUCAGGAUACUUAUGGGCAACAGUGGAAAUGAAGUAGACAAGUGAGGGCUUGGCAAUGGUAUUGGCGAGAUUUGAUUGGCUAUAGAUCUACAUUCUUCAAAAUAAAAUUGGGCUUAACUGUUUCAUCUUUCAGUAGCAAUUUGCUGCCAUUUGUAUUGGGCUGAAGAAUCACUAUUGUGUAUAUACUCAAGUCUUUUUAUUUUUACUUUUUUUCUCUUUUCAUAAAUGCUCUUGGACAUUAUUGGGCUUGCAGAGUUCCCUUAUUCUGGGGAUCACAAUGCUUUUAUCGUUUUAGGCUUCAUCUUAGCAGUUUCAAAGCAGUCUGAGCAUACUGUUAAAUCAUGAUUUUUGCAGAACCUCUGGUUUUUGGACAGUUCCUUUUUCUUUUUUCUUUCUUUUUUUUUUUUUGGAUUUGAGAUAGACUACAUAGGAGUAUGAGUAUGCUGUAAAUAAAAGUACGAGCUAGUGCUUUGUCUUAGUAGUUUUAAGAAAUUAAAACAAACAAAUUUCAGUUUUCUUGUAUUGAAAAUAACCUAUGAUUGUAUGUUUUGCAUUCCUAGAAGUAGGUUAACUGUGUUUUUAAAUUGUUAUAACUUCACACCUUUUUGAAAUCUGCCCUACAAAAUUUGUUUGGCUUCAACGUCAAAGCCGUGGCAAUUUGUUCCUUGAUGUGAUUGUAUUUCCAAUUUCUUGUUCAUGUAAGAUUUCAAUAAAACUCAAAAAUCUAUUCAAAACAUUACCUAUUUCAAA
Molecule: messenger RNA, 2830 nt
Organism: Trichosurus vulpecula (common brushtail)
Lineage: Eukaryota; Metazoa; Chordata; Mammalia; Diprotodontia; Phalangeridae
Gene: HNRNPR
Product: heterogeneous nuclear ribonucleoprotein R
Exons: 11
Coding region: 202-2112 (636 amino acids)
Cellular component (GO): ribonucleoprotein complex; nucleus
Molecular function (GO): mRNA binding
Source: RefSeq, a predicted model, not a curated record